AUUUCCAGUGGAACCUAAGAAAACAGAAAUGUGGACCACGUUAUCGCUGUGUACAUCAUAUUCGCCAAAUGCGAAACAUUUAUACAAGUUCUUAAUUCGCGAGUGUCGUAAAUUGCCAAAAGACGCUCAACCGUAUUACAAAAAUUUUGUUCGACAGGGAUUUGGUCAACAUGCUGAUGAGGCUGAUCCUGAAAGGGUUAAGCAAAUAAUGCAGCGUGCUGUUGAAGACUCAAAGUGGAUUUUGAAUAAGUAUUGCACAAAAAAGUAGAUGUAAAGCAUUUUAAACACAAGAUGGCUGAAACAUUUUGGAAUGCUCUAAAAGUGUGGAGCCAAAAGCCCCACGUAGUCAACAAACGCCUGACAGGUGUUGCAUCUGUAGCCCAGUGGAAAUGUACAUCUAAUUUUUCGUCGUGGGAAGAGAUAGUUGAAAAACACUUAGAAUUGAUUGGUCUUAAUGAGGUAGAAAUAGAAAAGAGAAUGAGCAGUCAUCUGUGGUCAAAAUCAGAACACUGGACCAUUGAAAAUCAUGAAGAGAAUACAUGCUUUGCCUCGGUCAGAAGAUGUUUGCCUAAGCAAACACGUCGCCAUCAGACUGUUCUUGAGCUCGAAGUCAUAGAUUUUAAACUUAAGUGCGCUGUUUAUGUACCUUUAAAUGAAGCUAUCGAAGGAGAAAUCGAAAACCUCAUUCCUCCUUGCCCGUACGCUGCAUGUUUGGUAUCCUCGGACAUUGAACUAAAAGUUUUUAAAAGCGAUACCAGAGGCGAGUGGCUUCUGCUUCACGUCUUGCCUAAGUUGAGAAAAUGGUAUGCUGAGAUGGAUAAUCAUUCUGGAGUGGACUCUGUUCAUUUGGUGUCAUUAGAGGCCUAUAACAACCUCUACCAGGAAUUGAAAAAAAAAUAUGUUCCUAACAUUGCAAAGGUGUGGCCUGAAUGUACAGACCCCCAAAAAUUUAUUCACGAGGAUGUAGCUAUUGCUUCAUACCUCAUCCUCUUAUGGCGCCAAGAACGGGAACGUCUCCAGUUGGAUUCCAAUUACAGGCAGACGUUUAUUGACAUUGGUUGUGGCAAUGGGCUUUUGGUUUACCUGUUAACAUCAGAAGGAUAUCAAGGAAAAGGUAUCGAUAUACGAGCUCGCAAAAUUUGGUCUUUGUAUCCGCCAGAAAUUCAACUCGAGAUCUCGACUUUGGUACCGUCUGAAGAGACUUACUUUCUCGAGUUUGAUUGGCUUUUGGGAAAUCACUCAGAUGAGCUGACUCCCUGGCUUCCCGUUAUGGCAUUACAGAGUUCGAUCAAGAGGCAUCCAGCCCACCUGCCCACACGGUACUGGGUCCUGCCUUGUUGUCCGUUUUCAUUUUGGGGCAAAUUUCAGCGCGAAAAAUUCAAUUCGGCAAACAGUUCCCGUUAUUUCGAAUAUUUGCGCUUCGUUGCCGAUAUUGGACGCAAUUGCGGGUAUGAUGUUGAAGAAGACAGACUGCGAAUCCCUUCGACAAGGCGUACGUGUUUCGUUGGCACUAUUCAUAAAAAAAGUGACUCUGAAUGGGCCGAUUUGCUGAAGAUCAAAACAAACAUGAUCGCGUUGAGCAAAGAAGGCGUUGAAGAAACCAUGUUUCAGCCACGUUCUGCCGUAGAACUUAUCCGCAACUGUACGAGAGUGGAACGAAGUAUACAGGAUGCGUUCGUUAAUUUGACGGCCAAAUAUCUGCUCAAAUGUGGAUUCGAGAAACAGCCCGGGGAAUGGAAUCAAGGAGGUGAAAUUAAUUUAACUGACUUGGUAACGUUGGUAAGUGAAGAGUUUAAAGAUUUAAGCCGGUUAAAAAAUGAGUGUGGAGGAAUCCAAACAUUGCUGCGAAACCAUUCCCAUAUCUUCGUUGUGCAAAACAAGUGUGUACGUUUUCGUUCUCCACAUGAAAUAUCAGUUGAGGAAUGGCGGAACCAACAGAAAAAUCCAGAAGCAAAAAGGAAAUUGCGGUUGGCUGCAAGUGCUUGCGCAAUUACGAAAAAGAAAGCCUGUUGGUUUUUCGCGAAUCAUCCAGAUGGAUGUCCUUUGACACGAGACUCAUGCCGAUAUGUUCAUUAACGUCAAUGCGGUCGACUUAAAGAAAUACAUGAAAAUCUGUUUUGAUGGUAAAGGACAACUUUGGUUACGCACUGCGUGAAUGUUGCAACAACACGACUCUCUCAAACGCGUACUUAUUACAGUGAUUUUACUGUAUUGGAAAGCAAACCCGGGUCUAUUGCCUUACGCAAUAGAUAGGCAAUUUGCCUAUCAAUCCAAUGGUCUACCACUGAGCUAUUGGGGGUUUUGUAUCAUGAUCUAUUGUUUCAACACCUUAACGUUGGCCACUAUGCACGAGUGCACAUUCAGAGAUACAAGUUGAUUAUGAUUCUUUUGAUUCCCUUUAAUUUAUCAGCUGGUAGGCUUUGUGUUGCUUUUAGUGUCCUAUACUAAAAAUGGGCAAUUUUAAAUUUUAUACUUUCGUUAGCACGGGCCAACGCUCUACCACAUACAGGGGAGAAAGAUACAAGAACGGUACGGCUGCCGCAUCGCAUAUAGGAAAUCUGUGGUUCAAUUCCCUGCCAGGUUUCAAGGAGAUGUUUCGUGAAGUCUACACUCAACGAGAAAAUAAAAAAUGAGCUGUAUUAUUCUAACAAUUUCAAAAUUUUUUUCUUGCCUGUAUUAGGGUGUUGAAGCUUUUAUUCUGUGUUUUUCUUGCUAUCAACAGUACAGGCUGACCCUACGAGCAACGACAGUUUUAGCUACAAAUGCUUAGCUUCUCGUCUUACAACUAGUAGUUGAUAUUCUAGGUUUUUAUAUUUAAAAUUAGAAUCAACUGUCUGUAGGAGGAAAAACUAGAUGGCGUUGACGUGCACUUUGAUAAAGAUCACGAAUGACAAGUAAAAUGCGUGUUAGUAUCAUAAUAUAGUGGUAUCGUAAUGUAUUUUUUUAUUAAUUUCACGGGACGCUGAUGUGUGUGUGUGUUUGUGUUUAGGUAGUCAAUCAAUGCUGCCUGUUCUGCACUUGGGGAAUAUUGCAUGGUUCAUUGAUUUGGUACAACACCACUCCAAUCCAUAGUGGCAAUUUUUAUUUCCGUGCAAGUGCCCUUCUAACUUUUGACAUAGCAAGAGGUGAGGAGAAAACUGGGAUGUGUGAGUUGUUUGCUGUUAUCUAUUUUCUUGAUUUUCUUUAAAUUCUUUAACCUUCUGCAAAAGGCAUGGAUUAAUCCUUGGAAGAAUUCCUUGUUGCAGUGAAGUUAACAAAAAAAAAUCAGUGUACAAUUGGCACUGAUUUUUGUUAUUUUAUUUGUUUUAAUUUUUUUUUCCGAUUUUUCAACCUAUCAAAAACUUCGCGAACACCGAGAGCUCUUGAUUCCUCAUUCGACCCAAGGAGGCCCCAAUUGGAUGAAGUCAUCUAGUGGUCGAAAAUUAGACUACUUGAAACUCUGGUCAUCUUUAAUUUCCCUGUGACAACGGAUAACGAGUGGUUAACAUGUUUGUUACGUUCCCCAAAUCUUAAAACUCGAAGGAUAUUUCAACCAAAAACUAACGGCAUGUUAUUUACAAUUGAUUUCCCUUGUGAUCAGCCAAGCAAGUUACUCAUCAGAUACCUGUGGACAACUUAUAUCUGCAACUCGCCAUUAUGAUUUCCCAGUGAGAGGAUUCACAUUCUGCUUUCACCUGUAAUAGGCAUCAUACUUUCAUUACUAUAGAAGUUAUGAAACAAAACACACAAAUGAUGCUGACGCUGUAGUUUACUGUUGUUUUCCAUCUGGUUGGUGCAACAUAUUCAUGUUUAUGUGGUGAAAUAUCCACCGUUUCAUCACCAAAACAUCAAACAUUCUACAACCAUACAUUGUCAUCAUCCACCUAACCAUUAUCUUCUCAGAAAUCUUCGUCUCAUUUCAACUUAACCAGCUAAGAUUCAAAGGCUUUGACAUCUUUGGUAUUUUAAGUUUCCACUGUGUGAAGUGUCGUGCCAUUGUAACGAAGAAUCUAGUGAUAGGAUUGCAAGUAUUCAUCAUCCUACUGUGCAAAAAUUGUCUUCCUAAUAACUUCUGUAGUUCUCGUCCCCAAUUAACCGCACACAACUACUUUUUCUUCCUCUUCCCACGGAUGCAAAAUCAACCAUCGACGUUCCAGUUAUGCUGUCCUUGUCUACCGGAGUCAUUUACGCGUAGCGCCAUGGCUGAGCAACAUGGAGCAAAUGAUAUAAGGGCUAGCAGCGAUAUCCCGCGGCGAUGGAGAAGGGGUUCACCGAGGAACGUCGUGCUGUGGUAUUGUUUUGUUUUGCUUUGCUUUGUUUGUGUAUAGUUAACCCGUUGGCUGCCACCCCGUUUGCGUCCCAUUUUUUUUUUAGCUUGUAGGGACCGGGCGCUGUUCUACCUCAUGGUCUAUGCCAUGGGGAGAACAGUCGCCGCGCCUUUAGGCGCCGUAGGCAAUGCACCAGUAGGGACUUCUCUUUGUCGAUGCGGUGGUAGAUUCCUGGGGUGUGCAUUCCCGGAAUGGAAUCUAUUACCGUGUCAGCCCGGACUUGUCUUCGGACAAGUCCCACCUUGUUCGCGAUCCUUCUGACGUGAUGCGUAGCAACUGUAGUAAAGCAACCUAUGGGUUGUAUGGCCUGGCAGCCAACGGGUUAACUAGUUAUGUGUAUGUAUGUAUUUGUUUAUGUAUGUUAUUAUGUUCGUAUUGUUAUGUAAAACAGUGGUGGAAUUGAUGGGUGGAGGAGGGACAAUAAAAAUUAAUUCGUUUUAA
Molecule: messenger RNA, 4748 nt
Organism: Daphnia magna
Lineage: Eukaryota; Metazoa; Arthropoda; Branchiopoda; Diplostraca; Daphniidae
Product: probable tRNA (uracil-O(2)-)-methyltransferase
Exons: 16
Coding region: 292-2076 (594 amino acids)
Biological process (GO): tRNA methylation
Molecular function (GO): tRNA (uridine) methyltransferase activity; metal ion binding
Source: RefSeq, a predicted model, not a curated record